Messenger RNA from Lacerta agilis (Sand lizard), 1978 nucleotides. RefSeq names its product rho GTPase-activating protein 24-like. NCBI's taxonomy places the organism in Eukaryota, Metazoa, Chordata, Lepidosauria, Squamata, Lacertidae. Bases 349 to 906 code for a protein of 185 amino acids. The record is from RefSeq and is a predicted model, not a curated record. The transcript has 2 exons.
UAGCAAUGCGUGGGCAAGUCAAUGUUCCAUGCACCCACGUCAAUCAAACUGCAUAGGGCAAGAGAAAAGAAGGCAAUAAAAGGGCACUGUCUCUGCCAGACAGAAACAAGCCCUCACUGCAAGAGGACAUGUGAAGCACGGCAACUUGAGGCGUUGCCCAUUCCAAAUCAAGAACAGGCUCUGGAGCUGAAACAAGACCCAGGCUCCAAUAAAGUGGAUUAUUUCCAAGCAUUUGAGAAGCUUUGGACAGCUGCAGCUAGGAUGAGAAGUCUCACAGUCCAGGGUGAAAGAACAGGGACAAAAUCAAAACUGCUUCUUACCUAGAACUGAGCCGAAUGCCCUUGUCCGAUGAGCCUAAAGGAUAUAAACAAUAUUGCCGAGGUCUCUUGGAAGAGCUGCCCAGAUGACAUGAUGCUUGAAGAAAAUCUAGUUUCAAGGCUUUUUAGCAGACCCAAGUGCACAGAAGAUUUUGCAGAAACUAACGAGGGCACAUCAAAUAUUUCGGGGCUUCGAGACAGCUUGGACCAAGUCCAAAUGAGCAACUGUAGCGAAUAUCCCCACUCGAGCAAUGACAGCUCAACAAGUCAGAGUUCCUGGCAGGACCACUUUGUCAGUCUAAAGCAGCAGAUGGCCAGGCAGAAGGCAGAGUACGAGACUAAGAUUUCAAGCCUGGAGCAACGGAACAAAGAAUUGCAGUUAGAGAUUAAAGAUCUGCAUUCAAAACUGAGUCGGCAAAGGAAGUGGCAUUGCUUGGUGGAAAUUAAAAUGCGCAACACAGAGAGGGCACACAAAGAUGCAGAGAGAAGGAAUGAAGCACUUCAGAGGGAAAUGGAAGAAUUUUUUGAUACUUUUGGAGAAUUAACACAAGAAGGAAAGAUACCAGAGCAAAUUGGCCAGAGCUUAUAGGGAGUGACAGGCCUUGAUUCUGGCUCCCCUGCUGCCGCCACUCCCAUUUUCUUACUACAUCCAAAUGUAAAAGGUGGAAAUCCUGGACUUUUCAGAGCAAUACAAUGAUUAUAUAGGAUUCUUCUUGCUUAUAUUUUAAAAUAUUUCUGUAUGUUGUAAAGUAUGCUGUGCAAUGCUUAAUUCAAACAGUUAAUGCAGAAUUCAGGGUUACACAGUAUGAUACCAUUGGCAGGCUGCUGGAUUGGCUCCGUGGCAUGAAUAUGGGGGGGGCAUUGGUUCUAGUUGCAGCGUUGUGCCUGGAAAGUAGCAGUGAGAAAAUUUUCCUCGGGCCCACGGCAGUUAUGUUAUGGGAUCCCACAAGGCACUCUUUUAUCCCCGGUGCUAUUCAACACUAAAUGAAGCCGAUGAGAGCAGUCAUUUGGAGUUUUGGAACAAGGUGCCGUUCAUAUGCUGAUGAUACUCAGCUCAGUUUUUCCAUUGCAUGUGAUUUAGGACCGGCAGUGAAAGACUGGGACUAGUGCCUGGGCGCAGUGAUGGGCUGAGUCUGAACUAUGGAAAGACAGAGGAGUUAUGGGUAGGUAGUUCUUUGAUCUGGGAUGCAGCCCCAAUUACCUGCCCUGAAUGGGGUUGCACUCCCUCUGAAGGAGCAGGUACAUAGUUUGAGUAUGCUGCUUGAAUCACCAUUGUCACUUAAAUCUCAGGUGGCCUCUGUGGCUAGAAGUGCCUUUUAUCAGCUUUAGCUCGUAUGUCAGCUACAGCCAUUCCUGGAUAGGGGUAAUGUGAACGCUGUAGUUCAUGCUUUGGUAACAAUCAAGGUUCACAGUUCUUGUACUCAUGUACAAAACCCUGAAAAACCUAGGCCCAUGAUACCUUGGGGCAGGCAUGGCCAAACUCAGACUUUGUGUAUAAAAGGGCUCAAGGUUACAGCAUACUGUAUGGGUCAUGGUAGAAGACUUGCUGAAGGCUAUCUGUUGGAACUAUGGAUUGAAGUGAAAACUUUUUGAAAAGAUCGUCUGAGGAAGAAGUUGGAAAAUUGGUGGACUUCAGAGAAUUCUUAUCACAGGCACCCCCA